Molecule: messenger RNA, 2988 nt
Organism: Callorhinchus milii (elephant shark)
Lineage: Eukaryota; Metazoa; Chordata; Chondrichthyes; Chimaeriformes; Callorhinchidae
Product: E3 ubiquitin-protein ligase TRIM33
Molecular function (GO): protein binding; zinc ion binding
Source: RefSeq, a predicted model, not a curated record
UCGGUGUGGUCCGCUGCCCGGUCUGUCACCAGGAAUGCCGGCAGCCAGAUAUUAUAGACAACUACUUUGUGAAGGACACUGCAGAAGUGCCUAGCAGCACCGAUGAAAAAUACAAUCAGGUCUGCACCAGCUGUGAAGACAAUGCGGAGGCCAGGGGAUUUUGUGUGGAAUGCCUCGAGUGGCUGUGUAAAACCUGUAUCGAAGCCCAUCAACGGGUCAAGUUUACAAAAGACCACACUGUAAGGCAGAAAGAAGAUGUAUCGCCAGAAGCGGUUUGUGUGUCCAACCAGCGGGCACUCUUCUGCCCUGUCCACAGGCAGGAGCAACUCAAAUUGUUCUGUGAGACUUGUGAUCGCCUGACGUGUCGGGACUGCCAGUUGCUGGAACACAAGGAACACAGGUAUCAAUUUCUGGAAGAGGCCUUUAAUAACCAGAAGGUGAUCAUCGAUACAUUGACAGCUAAGCUGCAAGAGAAGAAAAACUACAUCCAGUACACUGCCACUCAGAUACAAAACAGGAUUAAUGAAGUGAAUGAAAACCGCAAGAAGGUGGAGCAGGACAUCAAAGUGGCUGUCUUCACACUGAUGAUCGAGAUAAACAAGAAGGGGAAAGCACUGUUGCAGCAACUGGAGAGCGUGACGAAAGACCGCCAGACAAAAUUGGAGCAGCAACAGACGGAGAUCAGUGGCCUCUCAAAGCAAGUGGAGCAUGUCAUGAACUUUGCUAAGUGGGCCAUUUCCAACGGAAGCAGCAUCGCCCUGUUAUACAGCAAGCGGCUGAUCACUUUUCAGUUGCGAUACAUUCUUCGAGCGAGAUGUGAUGCAUCGCCGGUAGCAACCAGUUCAGUUCGAUUUCACUGUGACCCAACUUUCUGGGCUAAGAAUGUCCUCAAUUUGGGCUCUCUGGUCUUGGAUAAGGUCCAGCUUCAGACUGGUACUGUGCCGAGCACAGUUACUGGGCAGAACCCACACUCUCAGGAGAACAGCACAGCGAAGGUGCCUGGUCAGAUCAACCUGGCUCAGCUUCGCCUCCAGCACAUGCAGCAACAGGCCAUGGUUCAGCGGAUCCAACAGAGAAUGCAGCAGAUAAGGCCCGUCCUGCCAGGGGCACAGCAGUCCCUGCCGGGGGGUCCUCCACUCCCCCAGCACCAAGCCCCUCUCUCCCCCGUCAGCCAGUCUCUGCAACCGCCUCGCCUCAUCAGUCUACAGAGCCUUCAGAGAACCACAUCACAUCCACCGCUGCAGGCACAUCAGAUGAGAAUACCACAGAACGCAGGCAGAAUGGUGAGCAACCAGCAGCCCAAUGGACCCCAGCUGGCCCCCGUACAGCUACUGGUGCGACAGCAUCUCAUCCCAGGACAACCAAGACCUUUUCCAGUUAUGCCCUCUAGUUCUACCAUGGCUGCAAGUGGAGGAGCGUUUUCCAAAAAUCCGAAUCCAAUGAUAGAGCUGCUCUCACAAGUUACCAGUGCUGAGCACCUAUCCUGCAUACCUGAUUUCCCUCCAAUUCAGCUGGAUGAUGCUGGGACGGCACUGCUGGAUAGUUUACUGAACAGGGAGAAGCCUGGAAAUGGCAGCUCCGCCAAACCUUCGGCCUCCAGUACCAACCAUUCGCCUGGCCCUUCGGUCCCAUCUCCCGGGCACGCAGGAUCAGUAACCAUCACCAGCGUGAACCCUCCAGGCCGUUCCUCCAGUGCAUCCAGCAAUGGCAGCAGAGGAAGCUGCACCUCAUCCAGUUGGAUGCUGAGGCCGGAACCUCAGCAGAAGAUCUCUCAAGUUUGCCUGGAACCACUGAACAUAAAGCAAGAACCUCUUUCGGAGGACGAUGUCAGUGACUUUCCCAUCAUUGUGAUCAAGCAAGAGCCUGCAGAGACUGAGCAGGAGAUCUGCACGCUGAAUGCAACCCAACCACUACCGAACACAUUGCUACCAGAAGUGCAGGUAGACAAUCGAGAAGAGGAGAUAAACAACCAAGAGGACAUGAACAGAGAAGAUGCCACAGGAAAAACGGUCCCUCCAGACAGUACAGCCUCGCCCACUGACAACACAAUCUUCGCUCAACCCGCCCAAUCCAAAAGCACAUCUCACAAAUCUCUGCGGGCUGCAGGGGAAAACAGCAAAGAGGAUGACCCGAAUGAGGACUGGUGCGCUGUGUGUCAGAAUGGCGGGGAUCUCCUCUGUUGUGAGAAAUGUCCCAAAGUAUUUCAUCUGGUCUGCCACGUUCCAACACUUCUCACUUUUCCAAGUGGAGAAUGGAUCUGCACAUUCUGCCGCGAUCUUUCAAAGCCAGAGGUUCUGUACGACUGUGAUAACCAACGCCAUGAUGGUGAUAAAGGGGAAAAGAGGAAAGGGGGAUCCACUGGACUCACUCUUGUUGAUCAAAGGAAAUGUGAACGGCUGCUGCUGUCCUUGUAUUGCGAUGAGAUGAGCGUGGCUUUCCAGGAACCGGUCCCGGCUUCAGUUGUGCCUGAUUACUACAAGAUUAUUAAAAAGCCAAUGGACAUGUCAACUGUGAAGAAAAAAUUACAGAAGAAAUUCGCACAUCACUAUCAGAAACCUGAUGAAUUUGUGGCUGAUGUUAGGUUGAUUUUUAAGAACUGUUCUGAGUUCAAUGAGCCAGACUCUGAAGUGUCACACGCUGGUAGGACUUUGGAUGAUCGCUUUGAGGAGAAAUUAAAACUGCUGUAUCCAGAAAGGAAAUUUUCACCUCCAGGAGCAGCAAAGAGCGAGAACGAAAACACAAAAGUGAACGAGGAUUUUGACGAUGAUUUUGUACAGCCCCGGAGAAAACGGAGCAAAGGGAGAGAGAGCCCCAUUCAUUUUAAGUGACUCAAUGCAACUUUCUCACAUUGAAAAGACUGCUGAUAGCUGUAAUAUUUGUAUGAUAGAAAAUGUAUUUAAAAAGAUGCUUGAAAAUCUAGUUAGUGAUGAACACUAUACUGUAUUAGAAUACAAACCAGCAGGUGGUAAAUAAACAUGGAUUUCUGCU